Molecule: messenger RNA, 933 nt
Organism: Pseudo-nitzschia multistriata
Lineage: Eukaryota; Bacillariophyta; Bacillariophyceae; Bacillariales; Bacillariaceae
Source: the annotation of a GenBank genome assembly
UAGGAUCGAUCAAAAAUCUAUGUUUCACAUCAAAAUCAAUCUACCAAAAACUCCAAAACACCCCGUCUGGACAAGGACUAUUCAGUCUGAACCCAUCAUACUACCAUACUUCAUCAUACGAUAAGCAGGUCACCAACACUGCCAUGGACAGGACGGAACAAUCGCCGCCACGGGCAGGAAACGAAGAAGGGCAAGAAGGAUCUCUUACGGACUGGUACGUUGCGUUGACAUUCCUGCGGUCUCGCGGAUCGUUCGUCGCCAAGAGAUGGCGAUCGGCGGACGGAAGUGUUUUCUUCCGAUGAUUGCGUCCACCGCUGACGCGUCAUCGAUCAUGAACCCUAGUUUGUGCCGUGCAAUACCUUUCGAUCGCGUCUAAACGACUUGUGUGAUUACCUCUUUCGUUGCUACACAAUGGAACGGCACCGAAACAUAGCUUGCUCUCGCAAUAUCGUCUCUGUGCCGCCGGCAUAGGCCUGGGAACGGCCUAUUCGUUGAAAUUUAAGAAAGGAUUGGUGCCAAUGAUCGCCGCUGGGGCCGUAGGGACCACAGCAGACAUGGUAAGACUAUCAUAUUUUCACCAGCCGACCGCCACGAAAAUAAGACCAACCUUCUGCUUUGAUCGAAAAUUUGGACAAAAGUAUUCAGGUACCGACUGUGAUGCGAUUUCCUUUCCAGUUUCCUUCAAUCCACUUACUGAAUAUUUGACAUCUACUUUCUCGUGCAUGUUGUUUGGUUCUUGCCCUUCUUACUUCAAGGUUUACGGCUACUUGGUGGAAUGUGCCCACUUAACAAAAUCGGCUGAAAAUAACGACAAUCCUACAACAAAAAUAGGAACGGGAACAAAUUUCAAGGAUGCAUCACCGACAAAAGAAAUCAACGGCAACGAAUCAGGGCAAUAGCAUGUACUCUUUUCAAUACAUUAGAACGCAUUAU